This is a messenger RNA of Lachnellula hyalina, 912 nucleotides long. RefSeq names its product Proliferating cell nuclear antigen (gene pcn1). Gene Ontology annotation, cellular component: PCNA complex. The record is from RefSeq and is a predicted model, not a curated record. Gene Ontology annotation, biological process: translesion synthesis; mismatch repair; regulation of DNA replication. The coding region runs from base 1 to 912 and encodes 303 amino acids. Gene Ontology annotation, molecular function: DNA polymerase processivity factor activity; DNA binding. The transcript has 4 exons. NCBI's taxonomy places the organism in Eukaryota, Fungi, Ascomycota, Leotiomycetes, Helotiales, Lachnaceae.
AUGCCACUUAACGCGCUUUUCAAACCGCGUUCGCGUCUCCAGAUCCAAACGGACCAAACCCUUACACAACAUAAGCCAAAGUACAAUACCAAAUCUGCCAGAAGUAGACAACAUACUGACUUGCGCUUCGCAGUGUUGGAGGCACGACUUGAGCAAGCUGAUCUCCUGAAGAAGGUCGUUGAUGCAAUCAAGGACCUUGUUCAGGACUGCAAUUUCGACUGCAAUGACUCUGGCAUUGCGCUCCAGGCUAUGGACAACUCACACGUCGCGCUAGUCUCCAUGAUGCUAAAGGCAGAGAGUUUCUCGCCCUACCGGUGCGAUCGCAACGUCGCGCUCGGCGUCAACCUCACCUCCCUUACCAAAGUCCUGCGCGCCGCCUCGAGCGAGGACAUUUUGACAAUCAAGGCUGAGGAUGCUCCCGAUGUGCUCAACUUGGUCUUUGAGAGCAGCGAGAGCGAUCGGUUGAGCGAGUACGAUUUAAAGCUCAUGGAUAUUGAUCAAGAGCACUUGGGCAUUCCGGAUACUGAGUACGCUGCUACGAUUAGCAUGCCUUCUGCGGAUUUCAGGAAAAUCUGCCAGGAUCUCAUGCUGCUGUCCGAGUCCGUCUCAAUCGAAGCCUCCAAAGACGGUGUUAAGUUCACUUGCGCUGGUGAUAUCGGCAACGGUGCCGUUACCCUGCGAAGUCAUACCAAUGUCGACAAGCCAGACCUCAACGUUGAUAUCGAGCUCACCGAGCCCGUCGCCUUGACCUUCUCCCUUAAAUACCUCGUCAACUUCUGCAAGGCUGCUGGUCUUUCAAAGUCCGUCAAGCUUUGCCUAUCUAACGAAGUUCCUCUGUUGGUUGAAUAUGCAUUGGCGGGAAACAGCUACCUAAGAUUCUACUUGGCCCCAAAGAUUGGUGAUGAUGAGUAA